Molecule: messenger RNA, 3543 nt
Organism: Folsomia candida
Lineage: Eukaryota; Metazoa; Arthropoda; Collembola; Entomobryomorpha; Isotomidae
Exons: 8
Coding region: 497-1717 (406 amino acids)
Source: RefSeq, a predicted model, not a curated record
ACCGAGGCGGACCGAGAUUUGGGCGAGGUGGACCGAUCCGCAGUCACUUCCAAUCCCACAUCUUACCAUUCUACUCUCUCCCUCCGGCUCCAGCUCUCACUCACUUUCUCCAACAAAAUCCCUGACUUCUCGUCCAACGCAUCUCAGUCUUCCCCAUUUCCUUCGUCUUUGACCACAUUCGUCUUGUCAGCUCAACUCUCUUGUCUCGGCUUGAUUUCCGUGUGACACAUCGUCCUGGUGCUGACGACUAGCAUGUCCCAACCCACCUCCCACAUUACGCUAACACCUAAAAUACCUGAAAAAGCAAUACUCGACUUCCUUGAUAUUUAGCUCUUGUUACACAAAUCUAAAAAUUCUCACAUUCCCAACAAUCCAGCAUCAUAUUCAGGAUGUAAAAAAGUUCAACGAAGAGCGUUGAAAGUUGUUUAAAAGUUAGUCGACUACAUAUAUCCAUUGAGAUACGGUGUUUGAGCUGGAGAGACCAACAACAAAAACCAUGUUUCUCAUACAAAAAUAUACUCAAUACAAAGCUGCUCAAGCAGAACAGCAGAAGAGAAAGGUGACGGAGAAAGAGUUGGCUCAACUGAACCAUAAAAUAGACAAGCUGCUUUCAAAACUGGACGAACAUGAAUCUGAAACUGCUGAUACACAGGAUGACGAGUGCGUCGUAUGUGUAAACGCAAAGGCUACAAUGCAAACAUAUCCAUGUGGUCACAGGGUCGUGUGCAGGAAAUGCUUUGUAAAAACGAUUCAAAUGGCGGUAGCUCAACGUCUCUUGCCUCUUCGUUGCGUAGUUUGCCGAGCAAAAAUCCUUAGAUUAAAACACGCCUGCACCGGACCUUUGCCCUCGUCUGCGUCACAAUAUACGAUUGGAAGCCAGUGGUAUCACGUUCCUUCGGCAUCUCUCUAUUCCGUUUCAUCUACAAUGUCCGCAGUUUCUGGAAUUUCAGGAGUCUCUUCUGCCAGUUCUUGCAGCUCUGGCUCUUCAUAUAAAACCUGUGCUUCCAGUUUUUCUUCCGCGUCUCUCAAAAAGAGGUCUUACACCAAACAGGGCUACCAACCACUCAGAACAUCGUCCCCCUCUCCAUCACGUAGUCCUACGCGAGGCUCUGGAAUUUCUACCAAGUUUACACCUCCACCACCACCAUCAGGUAAACCCAAAGAAGAACAAACAAAGUGCAAGUCCCCAGAAAACAUGGAUGGCUCCGAGCUCCCCGUAACCACCACAAAUAACCAGAACGUCACGGGAAAGGGAAAACUUUCUCUAAUUCAAGAAUUCCAAAGGGAGUUUCGCAACGGAAAAUCAAAAAUUGCGAACGAGCGGAAAGGAAGUGCUGGAUCCCAGAGAAGCGGAAGUGGCAGCACGAGAAUAAAAUGUGCAAGACUUUUGGUGAAUCAAGCCUACCCAACUCAUGAAUUCGGAGCAGCCAGUGAUCAUGGAAGAAGCACGUUGUCCAUGUCGAAAAAUUACAGCGGUGGUGGAGGAAAUAUCGGAUUCCGUAGGGCAACACCGCCCCCCACUUCUCAGUCGUGUCACUCCUUUCGUCGUCUCUCCAGACAUGACGCCGUCGCUCCGACCACCGCCGUCUCAUCUUCUUCCUCCUUCAAGAAAGGCAGCCUUCGAACCAUUCGGGAUGAAGACAUCCAAGCCAAAUCUGAUCGACCCUUGGCGUUGUCAAAGGUGGACGAAGUAAAAAUGGUCAACAUGAAACAUUAAAUGGAUGAACUCUCAUUAAAAUAAUGACUCCCAGUUCUGAUUUCCCACAGUCAACAGUCAUACCAACGAUCGCAAUUAUUUGCCAAAUUCAGCAGUAACGAAACAAAUCUACUACUCCUACUGCAAUAUAUUAUAUUAUACAUUCAAUUCAAUACACGGUUCAGUAUUAUUAGCCUUGAUUAUACAUAAAUACAUGCACAAUUUCUCCAAGGUGCAGUAUGAUCUAUAGAUAGUCAGCAAUAGAGUGCUUAUAUAGGUUGAAAAUGAAAGGAUUCAAUAAUUCUGUAAUAAUUCCUUAGGGAGGGGACAAACACAUGGAAAUAGUUACCUUGAACAAUGUCGACGUCAAGUUUGGUUAAUAAUAACUCGUCAAAUAUUAAUUUGCUAAUAAUGGUAAAUACAUGUAAAAUGUAUUAAUAGAGUAUGUUAAAAGACUCAAUGCCACACUGACCGUAUUUCACGUAUCGUGGUACAUAGCAGGAUGAGAUGACUGAUUGCUUCCCACCCUUUCAAGACGUAUGUACCAGAGUUAUAUUGAAAUGAGAUGGUGAAUAAUUUAGAACGAAAUUGUUUAUCAUUUUCGAUCAUUCCUUAUCAGUCUUCUUCGCUCAAGGUUUGUUUGCAAAAUAUUCAGUCAGUCCACCUUCCUUCCCGACAUUAACAAAUGAAAUGCGUGCAAGUCACAGCAAUCCACGGGCAACAAUGAGGCAGCACAAUGCUGAGCUCCUCCAAAGAUUUGAAAACGUUGUGUCCUUUAAGUAUGGAAAGGUCAAUUCUAGAAGCUCAGUCAGGUUGCAACUUUCUCCUUAGUGAACACUGCAACUCAACUCGUACCAUUUUUCUGGUACGAGUAUAGACGGCACAGCAUACUGCCGUAUCAAGAAGACGACAAAAUGUUCCUGCACAUAUACCGUCUCAAUAUGUCGAUCGACUUUCUUUCUUUUCAACUACGAACAAAACUUUCUUUUCAUUAAUCUUUUUCUUGACAUGCUUUUGUAUUCAAUCGAGUGAUUUGUUCCACGUCAGAAAAGGAAUAAACUACCUGUGUGUAGUGUGGAUCAUAAAAAUGUUAUCUAGGUUUUAUUUACGCAAACCUAGUACCCAAAAUAAAAUGUAUAAUGCAAUACAUAGCUUUCAUACUUAGAUUAUAAAUUAUACAUAGAUUAGGUGAAUGGGUUCCAGAUAGAAAACAAAUUCCUAUACCUACUCCCCGUUUAAAGUAGUCAAUAAUGCAUUGCAUACGUUAAAGUCCAAACAAUUUUACAAGCGACGUGUAUAUCUAGUGUUGUUUAGAGAAUUGGUAUAGUUUAUUUACAUAUUUGUUCAUGAUAGUGGUCAUGUUAAGAAAGAUGGGGAGACUAUUUCUUUGGUAUGUAAAACACUUUGUUUGUGAUGAGCCUUGUGCCAAGGUCAUGAUUUAUAGAGAGAUCUCGUACAACAGUGAUUGUAAUUGGUAAAUUUUGAGAUUUGUAAGUACCGAAUGACAUGCCACAAUUUGUGCGAAAUAAAUUAGAAAACUAGUUUAUACUAAAAUAGUACCAGAUAUGUAUGUAUUACGUAAUGUAGGAAUUGGCGAUGUUGCCGACCAGUCAGUAUGAGGGACAUAUUUUGCUAAAAAUAUGAAUGUCACCAUCCGAACUCGAAGCCGGAACCUCUUGAGUCUCAAUCGCUGUACGGUUGGACUACGAGGACAUUGCUGUUGCCUUCUACUAACUGGUCUCCUACUCCUAUUAUUUCUCCCACAGUAAGCAAAUAUCUGUGAACCAAAACAUGUAAUUUUAAUAGAGAAACAAUUAAUAAAUGCGAAAGCUGUUACUGCAAGUGUA